Molecule: messenger RNA, 13178 nt
Organism: Echinops telfairi (small Madagascar hedgehog)
Lineage: Eukaryota; Metazoa; Chordata; Mammalia; Afrosoricida; Tenrecidae
Gene: SACS
Product: sacsin molecular chaperone
Exons: 3
Coding region: 35-11728 (3897 amino acids)
Molecular function (GO): Hsp70 protein binding
Source: RefSeq, a predicted model, not a curated record
CGUGCCCUUCUCCUCUUCGGUCGCCGAGCAGGACAUGGUCUACAUUCCCUCCGAGGAGUUCCCCAGGUCCCUUUUCCCAGGUUUCGAAGGAAGAUUUCUUCUGGAUAACUUGAAGCCUCACAUUCUAGCUGCUUUAAAGGAAGCUGCCCAAACCAGAGGAAGGCCCUGUACUCAGCUGCAGCUUCUAAACCCGGAACGAUUUGCACGUCUUAUCAAAGAAGUGAUGAAUUCCCUCUGGCCAGGCAGAGACCUGCUCGUUCAAUGGCAUCCCUUCAGUGAAGACAGAAACCACCCCCCUGCUGCGUGGCUCCAGAUGGUCUGGAAGACCCUCUACAUACACUUUCCAGAAGACUUGUCUUUGUUUGAGGAGAUGCCGCUGAUCCCCAGAACGGCUCUUGAAGAAGGCCAGGCGUGUGUGGACCUCAUUCGACUCAGGAUCCCAUCAUUUGUUAUUUUGGAUGACGACGCGGAAGCACAGCUUCCGGACCUUUUAGCCGACAUUGUACAGAAGCUCGGAGGGAUCGUCCUUCAACGACUGGAUGCCGCCAUCCAGCAUCCGCUGAUUAAGAAGUAUGUGCAUUCUCCAUUGCCAAGUGCUGUGUUGCAGAUCAUGGAGAAGAUGCCCAUGCCGAAGCUGUGCAACCAGAUUGCUUCGCUACUUCCGACGCACAAAGAUGCCCUGAGGAAGUUCUUCUCGAGUUUAACGGAUGUCAGUGAGAAGGAGAAAAGGAUAAUCCAGGAAUUACCUAUAUUCCAGAGGGUUAACCACUCAUCUGGCCAGGGAGUGCCCUCUUACGCCAAAUUGAAAGGUUGCAAAGUCUUGCACCAUACUGCCAAGCUCCCGCCCAACCUACGCCUUUCUCUCUCCAUAAUCGACGGCAGCGAUGGGGCUACGAUUCGCUUGGCAAACAUGCUGAAAAUAGAGAAGCUGAGGACCACUAGCUGCUUAAAGCUGGUUUUAAAAGACAUCGACAAUGCCUUUUAUCCCCCCGAAGAGCUACAGCAGCUGAUGUUAUGGGUCCUUGAGAAUCUGUCCUCCCUUAAGAAGGAGAAUUCAAAUGUGAUCCAGUGGUUGGUGCCCUUGAAAUUCAUUCAGAUUCCUCAGGAACGGAUGGUGGCUGCUAGUGAACUCUUCGACCCUGAUCUAGAAGUACUGCAGGACCUCUUUUAUAGCGAAGAAGAAACCCAUUUCCCGCCUUCAGGCUUUACCUCACCAGACGUGCUUCAUUCUUUAAGGCAGAUUGGCUUAAAAAACGAAGCUGGUCUCAAAGAGAAAAACAUCGUGCAAGCGGCAGGAAGAAUCGCGGCCCUGCAGGCCAGUUCUUGUCCGAAUCAGGAGGCUCUCUUAAAGAAAGCCAAGACUCUCCUGCUGGUUUUAAAUAAGAACCACACAUUGCUGCAGUCGCCUGAAGGGAAGACGACCCUGAAGAAGCUAAAGUGGGUGCCGGCCUGCAAGGACCGGCCUCCAAAUUACCCAGGGUCAUUAGUCUGGAAGGGCGACCUCUGCGACCUCUGUGCACCGCCAGACAUGUGCGAUGCCACUCAUGCGAUUCUGGUUGGCUCAUCAGCGCCUCUCGUUGAGAGUGUCCACGCGGACUUGGAAGAAGCACUAGGCAUUUUCACAAAACCCAGCAUCCACGCUGUCUUAAAACACUUCAAAGUUGUCGUGGAUUGGUACACGUCGAAGACCUUCAGUGAUGAAGACUACUACCAGUUCCAGCACAUCUUGCUCGAAAUUUACGGGUUCAUGCACGACCAUCUCGAUGAAGGCAAAGAUUCCUUUCGGGCCUUAACGUUUCCUUGGGUCUGGACCGGCAAGAAGUUUUGCCCCCUUGCCCAAGCCGUGAUACAACCCAUCCACGACCUGGACCUCCAGCCUUAUCUGCACAGUGUGCCUAAAACCAUGGCCAAGUUCCACCAGCUGUUCAAAGCCUGUGGGUCUAUAGAGGAGCUGACGUCAGACCACAUUUCCAUGGUCAUCCAGAAGGUCUAUCUCAAGAGCGACGAAGAGCUCAGCGAACAGGAGAGCAAGCAGCAUCUCCACCUCAUGCUGAACAUCAUCAGAUGGCUAUACAGCAGUCAGAUCCCAGCCAGCCCUGACACGCCGGUCCCCAUACACCACAGCAAAAGCCCGUCCAAGCUCGUCAUGAAGCCCAUUCACGAGUGCUGCUACUGCGACAUCAAAGUCGACGACCUCCACGACCUGCUGGAAGACGCGGCGGAGCCCAUCCUCCUGGUGCACGAGGACAUACCCAUGAAGACCGCCGAGUGGCUGAAGGUGCCCUGCCUCAGCACAAGACUCAUUAACCCCGAGAACAUGGGGUUCGAGCAGUCGGGGCAGCGCGAGCCGCUCACGGUCAGGAUAAAAAACAUCCUGGAGGAAUACCCUUCCGUGUCCGACAUCUUCAAGGAGCUGCUGCAGAAUGCUGACGACGCCAAUGCCACCGAGUGCAGCUUCAUGAUUGACCUGCGGAGGAACAUGGACAUCAGGGAGAACCUCCUGGACCCUGGCAUGGCAGCCUGCCACGGCCCCGCUCUGUGGUCCUUCAACAAUUCGGAGUUCUCCGAUUCGGAUUUUGUGAAUAUCACCAGGCUGGGGGAAUCCUUAAAGAGAGGGGAGGUGGACAAGGUGGGGAAAUUCGGCCUGGGCUUCAAUUCCGUGUACCACAUCACCGACAUUCCCAUCAUCAUGAGCCGGGAAUUCAUGAUCAUGUUUGAUCCCAACAUCAACCACAUCAGCAAGCACAUUAAAGACAAAUCUAAUCCCGGGAUCAAGAUCAACUGGAGUAAGCAACAGAAACGCCUGAGGAAGUUUCCCAACCAGUUCAAGCCCUUCAUCGAUGUGUUUGGCUGCCAGCUGCCUCUGACGGUGGAGGCGCCCUACAGCUACAAGGGGACCCUCUUCCGGCUCUCCUUCAGGACGCAACAGGAAGCCAAGGUGAGCGAAGUCAGCGGCACGUGCUACAACACGGCGGACAUUUACGCGCUAGUGGACGAGUUCAGCCUCUGCGGGCACAGGCUGAUCCUCUUCACGCAGAGCGUGAACUCCAUGCACUUGAAAUACUUGAAGAUCGAGGAGUCCAAUCCCAGCUUGGCCCAGGAUACCAUCAUCAUCAAAAAGCAGCUCUGCGCCUCCAAAGCCCUGCAGGCGCCCGCGGUCAGCGUGCUCAAGGAAGCCGCCAAGCUUAUGAAGACUUGCAACGGCAGCGGCAAAAAGCUCCCUGCAGACGCGCCCAAGGCGGCCUGCAUCCUCCGCAUCACCGUGGAGGAGUUCCACCACGUGUUCAGGAGGAUCGCCGAUUUGCACUCGCCCCUCUUCCGGGGCCCGGAGGAGGACCCCGCCACCAUCUUCGAGAUGGCGAAAGCCGGCCUGGCCAAGAAGCCGCCGGCAUCAGACGAACUGCCGCAGAAGACGGUGGAGUGCACCACCUGGCUCCUGUGCACCUGCAUGGACACCGGGGACGCCCUCAAGUUCUCCCUGAGCGAAAGCGGCAGGAGGCUCGGGCUCGUCCCCUGCGGGUCCGUGGGCGUGCUGCUCUCUGAAGCGCAGGGCCAGAAGUGGCUGGUGAAGCCACACAUGGGCGAGGUCUUCUGCUAUCUACCUCUACGCAUCAAAACCGGCCUGCCCGUCCACAUCAACGGGUGCUUUGCGGUGACCUCCAAUCGGAAGGAGAUCUGGAAGACGGACACAAAGGGGCGGUGGAACGCCACCUUCAUGAGGCACGUGGUGGUGAGAGCCUAUCUGGAGGCGCUCAGCGUCCUGCGGGACCUGGCCGCGAGUGGGGAGCUGGUGGACUACGCGUACCAUGCGGUGUGGCCUGACCCCGAGCUGGUGCACGACGACUUCUCAGUCCUCUGCCACGGCUUCUAUGAAGACAUCGCCCACGGCAAAGGCAAGGAGCUGACCAGGGUCUUCUCGGACGGGUCGACGUGGGUCUCCAUGCAGGACGUGAGGUUCCUCGACGACGCGAUACUCCAGAGGAAAGACGUCGGCCCCGCAGCCUUCAGGAUAUUUUUGAAAUACCUCAAGAAGACCGGCUCUAAAGCCCUCUGUGCGGUUGAGCUCCCCGCGGCGGUCAAGCGGGGCUUCGAGGCGGCGGGCUGCAGGCAGAUACUCUCGGAGAACACCUUUUCCGAGAAGCAGUUCUUCUCCGAAGUGUUUUUCCCAAACAUCCGGGAGAUCGAGGCCCGCUUUCGCGAUCCCUUAAUGAACUUUGUCCUGCACGAGAAAAUUGACGAGUUCUCGGGGAUCCUGCGCAUCACGCCCUGCAUCCCCUGCUCGCUGGAGGGCCACCCUCUGGUCUUGCCCUCCCGGCUGAUCCACCCAGAGGGGCGGGUGGCCAAGCUGUUUGACACCAAGGACGGGCGGUUCCCUUACGGCUCCACGCAGGAUUACCUGAACCCCAUUAUUUUGAUCAAGCUGGUCCAGCUGGGGAUGGCGAAGGACGACAUUCUGUGGGACGACAUGCUGGAGCGAGCGGAGUCAGUCGCCGCCAUCAAUAAAAGUGACCAUGCCGCGGCCUGCUUGCGGAGCAGCAUCCUGCUCAGCCUCAUUGACGAGAAGCUCAAAAUCAGGGACCCCCGAGCGAAGGACUUCGCCGUGCGGUUCCAAACCAUCCCCUUCCUGCCCUUCCUCACCAAGCCCGCCGGCUUCUCCCUGGAGUGGCGAGGCAACCGCUUCAAGCCCGAAACCAUGUUCGCCGCCACCGAGCUGUACACGGCCGAGCACCAGGAUGUGGUGUGUCUCCUGCAGCCAAUCCUCAACGAGAACUCCCCGGCCUUCCGGGGCUGUGGCUCGGUGUCCCUGGCCGUCAGAGAGUUUCUGGGCUUGCUGAAGAAGCCCACCGUGGAGCUGGUCAUCGACCAGUUGAGACAAGUGGCCAAGGCGGUGGAGGACAGCGUCACCCUGUACCAGGAGACUAUCACCAACGCCUGCUACAAGUACCUGCACGAGGCCCUGGCCCAGAACGACACCGUGAGGUCAUCGAUCGUGGACACGCUGAAGCCAUGUGCCUUCAUUCUGGUGGAGAACGCCUACGUGGCCCCCGACAAGGUCUCCUUCCACCUGAACUUUGAGGCAGCGCCAUAUCUCCACCAGCUGCCCAACAAGUACAGAAACAACUUCCGCGAGCUGUUUGAGGGCGUGGGCGUGCGGCCGUCAUUCACCGUGGAGGAUUUCGCCCAGGUCCUGGAGGCCGUGGACCAGGAGAGGGGCGACAAGCCCAUCACCGAAGAGAAGUUCCAGCUCUGCCGGCGCAUCAUCAGCGAAGGGGUGUGGGGCCUCAUCAGGGAGAAGAAGCCGGAGUUCUGCCAGAAGAAAUACGGCAAGCUCUUACUGCCGGACACCAACCUGGCCCUUCUCCCUGCCAGGGCGCUGUGCUACAACGACUGCCCCUGGAUCAACGUGAAGGAUUCCAGCGUCAAGUACUGCCACGCGGACAUCCCUCGGGAGGUGGCUGUCAAGCUAGGGGCUGUCCCGAAGCGCCACAAAGCCCUGGAGAGGUACGCCUCCAAUGUGUGCUUCACCGCCCUGGGCACCGAGUUUGGGCAGAAGGAGAAGCUGACGAGCAGGAUCAAGAGCAUCCUGAACGCCUACCCGUCCGAGAAGGAGAUGCUGAAGGAGCUGCUGCAGAACGCCGACGACGCCAAGGCCACCGAGAUCUGCUUCGUCUUCGACCCACGGCAGCACCCCGUGGACCGGAUCUUCGACGACAAGUGGGCGCCGCUGCAGGGGCCCGCCUUGUGCGUGUACAACAACCAGCCCUUUACGGAGGACGACGUCCGCGGCAUUCAGAACCUGGGCAAGGGCACCAAGGAGGGGAACCCGUGCAAGACGGGCCAGUACGGGAUCGGCUUCAACUCCGUGUACCACCUCACCGACUGCCCCUCCUUCAUCUCCGGCAAUGACAUUCUGUGCAUCUUCGACCCACACGCCCGCUACGCCCCAGGAGCCACCUCCGUCAGCCCGGGGCGCAUGUUCCGGGACCUGGAUGAGGACUUCCGGACGCAGUUCUCCGACGUCCUGGACCUCUACCUGGGGGACCACUUCCAGCUGGACAACUGCACCAUGUUCCGGUUCCCCCUCCGCAACGCGGACAUGGCCAAGGUCUCGGAGAUCUCCUCUGUCCCGUCCUCGGACCGCAUGGUCCAGAAUCUCCUGGACAAGCUGCGCUCGGACGGGGCGGAGCUCCUCAUGUUUCUGAACCACAUGGAGAAGAUUUCCAUCUGCGAGAUUGACAAGGCGAGCGGCGACCUCCGCGUGCUGUACUCGGUGAAGGGCCGGAUCACCGACGGGGACCGGCUGAAGAGGAAGCAGUUCCACGCCUCGGUCAUGGACAGUGUGGCCAAGAAGAGGCAGCUCCGAGACAUCCCCGUCCAGCAGAUCACCUACACCCUGGACACGGAGGACUCGGAGGGGAACCUCACCACCUGGCUGGUUUGCAACCGGUCCGGCUUCUCCAGCAUGGACAAGGUGUCCAAGGGCGUCGUGUCGGCCCACAAGAACCAAGACAUCACCCUUUUCCCACGGGGCGGAGUAGCUGCCUGCAUCACCCACAACUACAAGAAGCCCCACCGGGCCUUCUGCUUCCUGCCCCUCGCCCUGGAGACGGGGCUGCCCUUCCACGUGAACGGCCACUUCGCGCUGGACUCGGCGCGGAGGAACCUGUGGCGGGACGACAACGGUGUGGGCGUCCGCAGCGACUGGAACAGCAGCCUGAUGACGGCCGUGAUCGCCCCGGCCUACGUGGAGCUGCUCGUCCAGUUAAAGAGGCGCUACUUCCCGGGCCCCGACCCCACCAUGUCGGUCCUGCAGAACACGCCCAUGCACGUGGUCAAGGACACCUUGAAGAAGUUCCUGUCCUUCUUCCCCGUCAACCGGCUGGACCUGCAGCCUGACCUGUACUGCCUGGUGAAAGCCCUGUACGGCUGCAUCCACGAAGACCUGAAGCGCCUCCUGCCCGUGGUGCGGGCCCCCAACCUCGACGGCGCCGACCUGCACUCGGCCGUCAUCAUCACCUGGAUCAACAUGGCCACCGCCCACAAGACGCGGCCCUUCUUUGACAACCUGCUCCAGGACGAGUUACAGCACCUGAAGAACGCGGACUACAACAUCACCACCCGCAAGACGGUGGCGGAGAACGUCUACCGGCUCAAGCACCUCCUGCUGGAGAUUGGCUUCAACCUGGUUUACAACUGCGACGAGACGGCCAACCUCUACCACUGCCUCAUUGACGCGGACAUCCCCGUGAGCUACGUCACCCCGGCCGACGUCCGGGCCUUCCUGAUGACCUUCUCCUCUGCCGACACCACCUGCCACAUCGGGAAGCUGCCCUGCCGCCUGCAGCAGACCAACCUGAAGCUGUUCCACAGCUUGAAGCUCCUCGUUGAUUACUGCUUCAAGGACGCAGAAGAGAGUGAGAUUGAGGUGGAGGGGCUGCCCCUCCUCAUCACCCUGGACAGCGUCCUGCAGACUUUCGACGCCAAGCGCCCCAAGUUCCUCACCACCUAUCACGAGCUGAUCCCGUCUCGCAAAGACCAGUUCAUGAACACGUUGUAUCUGAAGUACAGUCACAUCCUGCUGAGCCGCCGCGUCGCCAAAGUGUUCGACAUGUCCAGCUUCGCCGACCUGCUGCCCUCCGUGCUGCCCCGGGAAUACAAGACCAAAAGCUGCACGCGCUGGAAGGAGAACUUCGCCAGCGAGUCCUGGCUCAAGAACGCCUGGCACUUCAUCAGCGAGUUGGUGAGCGGGAAAGACGACCAGGCGGAAGCACAGCCCGCCUUCGACGUCGUCGUCGACACCCUGAAGGACUGGGCGCUGCUUCCGGGCACCAAGUUUACUGUCUCCGCCAACCAGCUCGUGGUUCCGGAAGGCGACGUCCUGCUCCCUCUGAGCCUGAUGCACAUCGCAGUCUUCCCAAAUGCCCAGACCGACAAAGUCUUCCAUGCCCUGAUGAAAGCCGGCUGUAUCCAGCUCGCCCUGAACAAGAUCUGCUCCAAAGACAGCGCCUUCGUCCCCUUGCUGUCAGGCCACACGGCGAACAUCGAGAGCCCCGGCAGCAUCUUGAAGGCCGUGCACUACAUGGUCCAGACCUCGACCUUUCGCAGCGAGAAGCUGGUUGAGAGCGACUUUGAGGCGCUUCUGAUGUACUUCAACUGUCACCUGAGCCACCUGAUGGCUCAGGAUGACAUCAGAGUCUUAAAGUCCCUCCCCUGUUACAGAUCCAUCAGCGGCCGGUACACGAGCACCGCAAAGUUUGGGACCUGCUAUGUGCUGACCAAGAGCAUCCCUUCUGCCGAAGUGGAAAAGUGGACGCAGUCCUCGUCAUCUGCCUUCCUCGAAGAAAAAGCUCACCUGCGGGAGCUCUACGCGCUGGUGGGCUGCAUCCCCGUGGAUGACCUGGAGGUGUACUUGAAACACCUCUUACCCAAAAUCGAGAACCUCUCUUACGAUGCAAAGCUGGAGCACCUGAUCUAUCUUAAGAACAGACUCUCUGGCAUCGAGGAAGCGUCGGAGAUCAAGGAGCAGCUGUUUGAAAAACUGGAAAGCCUGCUGGUCAUCCAUGACGCCAACGGGCGGCUCAGGCAGGCCAAGCAUUUCUACGACCGAACCGUGAAGGUGUUUGAGGUCAUGCUUCCCGAAAAGCUGUUCAUUCCAAAGGAUUUCUUUAAGAAGCUGGAGCAACUCAUAAAGCCCAAGAGCCACGCUGCCUUCAUGACCUCCUGGGUGGAAUUCCUCAGAAACGUCGGGCUGAAACACGUGCUUUCCCAGCAGCAGUUGCUGCAGUUUGCCAAGGAGAUCAGCGUGCGAGCCAACACGGAGAACUGGUCCAAGGAAACCUUGCAGACCACGGUGGACAUCCUCCUCCAUCACAUAUUCCAGGAACGCACGGACAUGCUCUCGGGGAAUUUCCUGAAAGAACUGUCCCUGAUACCCUUCUUGUGCCCCGAGAGGGCCCCGGCCGAGUUCAUCCGCUUCCACCCGCAGUACCAAGAGGUGAACGGGACCCUUCCCCUUAUCAAAUUCAACGGGGCCCAGGUCAACCCUAAGUUCAAGCAGUGCGAUGUGCUGCAGCUGUUGUGGACCUCCUGCCCUAUCCUCCCAGAGAAGGCGACCCCCUUAGCGAUCAGAGAGCAGGAAGGCAGUGAACUUGGCCCCCAGGAGCAGCUGGAGCAAGUGCUAAGCCUGCUCAACGUGAACUCGGACCCCCCCCUCGACAAGGUCAUCCACAACUGCAGGAACGUGUGCAACAUUACGACCCUGGAUGAGGACAUGGUGAAGACCAGAGCCAAGGUCUUGCGGAGCAUCUAUGAGUUUCUCAGUGCAGACAAGAGGGAGUUCCGCUUCCAGCUGCGGGGGGUUGCCUUCGUGAUGGUGGAAGACGGCUGGAAGCUCCUGAAGCCGGAGGAGGUCGUGAUCAACCUGGAGUACGAGUCCGAUUUUAAACCCUAUCUGUACAAGCUGCCUCUGGAGCUCGGCACCUUUCACCAGCUGUUCAAACGCCUCGGCACCGAAGAUGUCAUUUCCACCAAGCAGUACGUGGAGGUGUUGAGCCGCAUAUUCAAGAAUUCUGAGGGAAAGCAAUUGGAUCCCAAUGAAAUGCGGACAGUGAAGAGGGUCGUCUCCGGCCUCUUCAAGAGCCUCCAAAACGACUCCGUCAAGGUCAGAAGCGACCUCGAGAAUGCUCGGGACCUUGUCCUGUACCUGCCCAGCCAGGGCGGGCGGCUGGUGAAGUCCAGCACCUUGGUGUUUGACGACGCGCCGCAUUACAAGAGUCGGAUCCAGGGCAACAUCGGUGUCCCAAUGCUGGUGGACCUUAGCCAGUGUUACCUGGGGAAGGACCACGGCUUCCACACGAAGCUGAUCAUGCUCUUCCCCCAAAAGCUCCGGCCCCGCCUGCUGAGCAGCAUCCUGGAAGAGCAGCUGGACGAGGAGAGCCCCAGAGCCUGCCAGUUCGGCGCCCUGUGCUCUCUGCAGGGCAGGCUGCAGCUGCUCCUCUCGUCCGAGCAGUUCAUCACGGGGCUGAUCCGCAUCAUGAAGCACGAGAACGACAACGCUUUCCUGGCCAACGAGGAGAAGGCCGUGAAGCUCUGCAAAGCCCUCCGCGAAGGCCUGAAGGUCUCCUGCUUCGAGAAGCUGCGAACCACGCUGCGCGUCAAAGGCUUCAGCCCCAUCCCCCACAGCAGAAGCGAGACGUUCGCCUUUCUGAAGCGGUUCGGCCAGGCCGUCGUCCUGCUCUACAUUCAGCACUCGGACAGCAAGGACAUUAACUUCCUCCUGGCGCUGGCCAUGGCGCUCAAGUCGGCCACGGACAACCUGAUCUCGGACACCUCCUAUCUGAUUGCCAUGCUGGGGUGCAACGACAUCUACAGGAUCAGCGAGAAACUGGACAGCCUGGGCGUGAAGUACGACUCGUCGGAGCCGUCCACGCUCGAGCUCCCCAUGCCCGGCACCCCUAUUCCCGCCGAGAUCCACUACACCCUGCUCAUGGACCCGAUGAACGUCUUCUACCCCGGAGAGUACGUCGGCUACCUGGUGGAUGCGGAAGGCGGCGACAUCUACGGCUCGUACCAGCCCACGUACACCUACGCCAUCAUCGUCCAGGAGGUGGUGCGAGAGGAUGCAGACAGCUGCAGCUUCCUGGGGAAGAUCUACCAGAUCGACAUCGGCUACAGCGAGUACAAGAUCGUCAGCUCUCUGGACCUGUAUAAGUUCUCCCGGCCGGACGAAAGUGCUCACAGCCGGGACAGCGCUCCGUCCACCCCGACUAGCCCGACGGAGUUCCUGGCCCCCGGCGUUCGGAGCAUCCCCUCGCUCUUCUCCUCCGCCAGGGAGACCCCCAAGGCCCCUGCCUCCAAGCACCAUUCCCCCAAGAAGCUGAAGGCUCCCUCCCUGCCGGAGAUCCUCAAGGAGGUGACGGCCGUGGUGGAGCAGGCCUGGAAGCUGCCGGAGCCCGAGAGAAAGAAGAUCAUCCGGCGGCUCUAUCUGAAAUGGCACCCGGACAAGAACCCCGAGAACCACGACAUGGCCAACGAGGUCUUCAAGCAUCUGCAGAACGAGAUCAACAGGCUGGAGAAGCAGGCCUUUCACGAGCAGAACGCAGACCGAGCCUCCCGGCGGACCUUCUCCACGUCGGCCUCCCGCUUCCAGUCGGACAAGUACUCCUUCCAAAGAUUCUACACCUCCUGGAACCAGGAGGCCACGAGCCAUAAGUCUGAGAGGCAGCAGCAGAGAGGGGACAGGUGCCCGCCGACGACCGCCGGGCAGACCUACUCCCAGAGGUUCUUCGUGCCCCCCACCUUCAAGUCGGUCGGCAACCCCGUGGAAGCCCGCAGGUGGCUGAGGCAAGCCAGGGCCAACUUUUCGGCCGCGAGAAACGACCUCCACAAAAACGCCAACGAGUGGGUCUGCUUCAAGUGCUACCUUUCCACCAAGCUGGCCCUUAUCGCGGCCGACUACGCCGUGCGGGGCAAGUCUGACAAGGACGUGAAGCCCACCGCCCUGGCGCAGAAGAUCGAGGAGUACAGCCAGCAGCUGGAGGGGCUGACCAGCGACGUCCACACCCUGGAGGCCUACGGCGUCGACAGCCUGAAGACGCGGUACCCGGACUUGCUGCCUUUCCCACAGAUCCCCAACGACAGGUUCACCUCCGAGGUGGCGAUGAGGGUGAUGGAGUGCACUGCCUGCAUCAUCAUCAAACUGGAGAAUUUCAUACAGCAGAAGGUGUGAGGCGCUUCCGGGAAGGGAAGGAGCCAGCGGGCAGAGAGCUCUCUGCAAAGGAGUGGCGCACAGGUGGGCCACGUUGCAUCUCCUUAAGCUUCACCCACAGCUAGCCACCUCUCCCCAUCAGAAACCGUGACGCACAUGGCAGAUGGCUCUGCGCGGGGCGCUUGACACAUCAGGAAGACCUCAGCUGGACACGAAGGGACGUUGUUUGUGGAGAAGGUGGUGCGGACGGGGAGGACGCUGGCUGGACCCCAGAAGGGCUAAGGACAGUGUGUUUUUGCCGUGCACUUUACAUAACCAAAGCUUCAGCGGUCUCUUCCAUACAGGUCUGUCUCUGUGAUGUCUCGGGUUGGGAUGAGGUUGUUGUCAUGUCUGUAACGUGCUGUUGUUGGAGGCGCUAACAAGACACGCCGACGGAUCGUGAGGUUUAAACAAGUGAAGGAGAUUCCGUCCUUGGAGUUUAGCUGCUGCUGCUUUUUUUUUAUUAAUUAAAAUGGAUCCUCUUUUGGGUGCAUUGUUUUCUUAUCAGCUGGAUCUGAUUAUGAUUGUGUUGCAACUUUACAUCUUCGGUUAUUUAAAACCAACCAACCAAGGUACAGCAUUCUAAUCCUGAAUAUGACUUGAUGGAGAGUAGGCAGAUAGAACUUUCCGGAGUGCUCCCAGUGCACUUGGCGUCUUUUAUUUUCCCAGCGUCUUCUCCGCCUGCUGCGUUUACAGGCCUCCCAGUUGAUGGGGAUUACAUAGAGGGAAACUCAAUGUGGUGGCCGCUCUCCCAAUCAGAUGUCAUCACCGUCUCGGAAAACGGCUCACCAAUCCAUGGUCAGAAGCACCCGUGGUCAGAAGCACCCGCUGUCCGUCUGUCCGUCCGUGCCCAGAGCCCCCCCACGUGUCACUGUGUGUGUGCUGCAGGUUGAAGGGGAUCCCGAAGACUCUCCUGUGAGGUCUUCACGGUGCUGCAGAUUAAAAAAAAAAAGUCUUUCAGUAUGGCACUUGGUGGUUUGUUUUUCUUUCCCCUCUCUAACUUUAAAACAAAACAAAGAGUUGUAGAAAACUUAUGACAAAUGUCCAGUUGCUUUAUUUAAAAAAUGAAUGGUCUCUGAGCUGUCUCAUCCGCUGGCCCACGAACGAAUGAUUCAGAACGGCAUCUACUCUUCAGCAAGCUCAAGCACUGUGCACACUCACGAACACGUUUCCUUUUGCAGAAAGCACAAGAAAGACAGAUCCCGAUCAUGAGCUCAUGGAAGCGUACCAACUGUAAAUGAUGCUAAAAGUGUUAAUUAUAUGCAAUGAAGGCCUUAGGGAAUAUGUUAAGACUUUUUUUUUUACUGUUGUUGGUAAAAAAGGAAUGCUUGCGCCUCAAAAAUUGUAUUGCUUCUGGUUGUGAAGCUAAGUAAUUAUUUCUGCUGUUCUAUUAAGUGCCAUAAUUUUAAUAAACUAAAAAUGUACAAACGGA